AUGACGACAACAGUGUCCUUAACAACCAGGCCCCAGGAAUCAGUGGCUUUUGAGGAUAUGGCUGUGUACUUCACUGAAAAGGAAUGGGCCAGCUUGACUGCUUAGAGGGCCUUGUACCAGAGCGUGAUGCUGGAGAACUCUACGGUACCUCUUGCUCAGUUCCCCCGGGGUUACUCCUCGCCGAGACUGACCCGUGCAGCAUCGUCCGCUUCCAAACUAGCUCUGAUCUCUCAUCUUGAGCAAGGGCAAGAGUCGCGUUUCACCCAGCCCCAGGGACCCCUAAGCAGGAGGAACAGGAGAGCAGGUUCUACAGAUGCCAACCCCUGCAUAACCACUCUGCUGAGGGUGCUGUCGUCCGUACAUGGGGCUACUCUAAGGAAGGAGGCUGGAGCCCCACCCCGGCUCCCUCAGCACCAGCGUACUCCAGCCAUGGGACCCAAGGCUGCUCAGGCUCCAGGGAUCUGA
Messenger RNA from Lipotes vexillifer (Yangtze River dolphin), 465 nucleotides. It is a transcript of the gene KRABD1, whose product is annotated as KRAB domain containing 1. The record is from RefSeq and is a predicted model, not a curated record. Lineage: Eukaryota; Metazoa; Chordata; Mammalia; Artiodactyla; Lipotidae. Gene Ontology annotation, biological process: regulation of DNA-templated transcription.